AAGAAGAUGGGGUGUGCCACUCAAUUCAUCAACCUUGAGUCGGAGGAGAGUCCUUAUUUUGGUAAAACGAGUUGAGAAUAAGAACGCUUGUUCUUUCUCUCCCUUCUUCCAAUCUAAGUAACCUUCACAGCUGUAUCCAUCUCUCUCUCUCUCCCGUGUUCUUUCUCUCUUUCUUUAAGCGCCGACACAAUCUUCAAUUUCUUCUCUGUUCUUUUUCCAUGUCUCUUUUAGAUCCAAUCUUUCUUGCUCCUUACAUCCGAGUCUACACCAUUUUGACUUACCCAUCUGAGAAAAAUUAGAUUUCGUGUGAAAUCUACUUCAAACUGAAUUGAGUAUUCCUGCAAAUACUAUAUAUUUCCGGCUACUCACUAGGAAUUACAUUUGGAAUCUUGGGUGUUGGUCAAUUUCUUGACUUCAGCCUAUUGAAGUUGGUGCUGAGUUGGAAAUCUGUGCAGAUAUGGUGGUUUUGUGAUAUUGGCUUGAACCAGUGGAGGAUUUGGGGGCUGUUUUGUGGGUGCUUUUAGUUAAUUACACCCAUGGCUACUCAGACUCAGAGUUGGGCAGACACCUACAAGGGUAUGUCCUCUGAUAAUAUCAAGGGGUUGAUUUUGGCUCUUUCUUCGAGCAUCUUUAUCGGUGCUAGCUUCAUUGUCAAGAAGAAGGGAUUGAAAAAAGCUGGUGCCUCUGGCAUCAGGGCAGGAAGCGGAGGCUAUUCUUACUUAUAUGAACCACUUUGGUGGCUGGGCAUGAUAACAAUGAUUGUUGGGGAAAUUGCUAAUUUUGCUGCCUAUGCUUUUGCACCUGCUAUAUUGGUCACACCCCUUGGUGCUCUGAGUAUUAUUAUCAGUGCGGUUCUUGCACAUAUUAUUUUGAAUGAGAAGCUACACAUUUUUGGAAUUCUUGGUUGUGUUCUUUGUGUCGUGGGUUCUACAACAAUUGUUCUGCAUGCUCCUCAAGAACGUGAGAUUGAAUCUGUUAAAGAAGUUUGGGAUCUUGCUACAGAACCUGCUUUUCUGUUCUAUGCGGCUUUGGUCAUAACAGCUGUAUUUGUAAUUAUAUUCCACUAUAUUCCUGACUAUGGCCAGACGCAUAUAAUGGUCUAUAUUGGGGUGUGUUCUCUUGUUGGCUCUUUGUCGGUCAUGAGUGUUAAAGCACUUGGAAUUGCAUUGAAGUUGACAUUGUCAGGAAUGAAUCAGCUAAUAUAUCCCCAAACAUGGGCCUUUACUUUAGUUGUAAUUACUUGUGUGCUUACCCAAAUGAAUUAUUUGAACAAGGCACUUGAUACAUUCAACACUGCUGUCGUAUCUCCCAUAUAUUAUGUUAUGUUCACAUCGCUCACCAUCGUGGCUAGUGUAAUCAUGUUCAAGGAUUGGGAUAGGCAGAGUCCAACUCAGAUUGUCACAGAAAUGUGUGGGUUUGUGACCAUCCUUUCAGGAACAUUUCUUCUUCACAAGACAAAGGAUAUGGCUGAUGAUACAGUGUCAACAUCUCUGCCUGUGCGACUUCCUAAGCACACAGAGGAGGACGGCUAUGGUGCUGAAGGCAUCCCUCUUCGGCGUCAGGAGUCAUUGAGAUCAUCGCAAAAUUGAUAUAUUCAUCAGCUUCUUCCUGCAAUUGUGAAAGGAAUGCUAUUUGGGGAAGGGAAUGACUGACAUCAACCUGUAUUUUAUGAGAGUACUGCAAUCAUGUUGUUUCCAGGAUACUGUAAGAGAAAGGAGGGUGAGCUUUUUCCCUUCCGUGUUUCUUUUUGGCUUCACAAAGAGUCUAGCAUUCAUCUGUUUCCUUGUGCGCGCUCCCGGCUCCCCCAAUUCAUACGGAAAGAAUUGGCCAAUGUAAUUUUGAGCACAUUGGUAAAAUAUAGUGCUUCUUUGUUUCUUUUGUCACGAAUUGAAUUUGCUUACAAAAUUUAUCCUGCAAAGCAUAAGGCUGUGGCCACAUGGACGUGGGGCUUGCAUGCAUUGCAGCAAACAGUGGUUCUCAUUUUUGGAUGAAAGCAUAUUCUUACAUGUUUAUUCCAAGAA
This is a messenger RNA of Hevea brasiliensis (rubber tree), 2021 nucleotides long. Its product is annotated as probable magnesium transporter NIPA4. Gene Ontology annotation, molecular function: magnesium ion transmembrane transporter activity. Bases 537 to 1589 code for a protein of 350 amino acids. The record is from RefSeq and is a predicted model, not a curated record. Gene Ontology annotation, cellular component: membrane. The transcript is spliced from 9 exons. Lineage: Eukaryota; Viridiplantae; Streptophyta; Magnoliopsida; Malpighiales; Euphorbiaceae. Gene Ontology annotation, biological process: magnesium ion transport.